AUGUUUAUGUACAUCAAUGAAGUAAAACAACUAGAAAAAGAGUUGCCAACAUUGAUUGAUGAAUGGAAAGACGAACAAGAUCCCAGAAUACCGGAUCAGAAUGCUUGGGUUCCCGAGGAGGAACUGCCUCAGCGAUUGGCUGCGAUCGAGGAGGCGAAACGACGUAGACGGUGCCCAUUCACAUCACUAUUAUUAAUCAGUAGUGGCAAUGGAAGUGAUAAUCAACGUGUUUUUGGAUCUAGUAUCAUUUAUUCUGAAUGCUGUUGA
Messenger RNA from Anisakis simplex (herring worm), 267 nucleotides. The record is from the annotation of a GenBank genome assembly. NCBI's taxonomy places the organism in Eukaryota, Metazoa, Nematoda, Chromadorea, Rhabditida, Anisakidae.